UUAUGGCUUAAUGUAAGUAAUUUUUACGGUUUAUUUGCUUCUAUAUAAACCCAUCUGAACUGAACCUUUUCUGGAAGUGAUUGAGAGUAGGUUUGUUUGUAGGAAAAAUGUUACUAAAAUUAAGGGUUUUGCUUUUGCUGGUCAUUUUGUUCAUUCAUGGUGAUGGUACUUCGGCCUCAGACCCUGACCCGAUUCAGGAUUUCUGUAUUCCGAACCCCAAAUUCGGUUCUAUAAGAACUGCUCAUCUCACCAUUCUCCCAUGCAAAAACUCCUCAGAAGCAACCUCAGAUGAUUUCGUGUUCUCGGGCUUAAAAGGCACUGGAAAUUUCACUGACACAGGCCUUGCAACAAUCCCUGUCAAUCCAGCAAUCUUUCCAGGGAUUAACACACUAGGCAUGUCAUUUGUACGAGCUGACCUGAAAGUUGGUGGGAUAAAUCCACCUCAUUUUCACCCUAGAGCAACUGAGAUUGCGUAUGUGGUGGAAGGAAGUGUUUAUUCAGGCUUUGUUGAUUCAAACAAUCGGGUUUUCGCCAGGGUGAUUGAGCAGGGCGAGGUGAUGGUGUUUCCAAGGGGCCUGGUUCACUUUCAGAUGAAUGUUGGUGAGAAGCCUGCUACAAUAUUUGCAAGUCUUAAUAGCCAAAAUCCAGGACUCCAAAAGAUUCCAACUGCUGUUUUUGGAUCUGGUAUCAAUGAGGAGCUGUUAGAGAAAGCUUUCGGCCUGAGUCAAAAGCAGAUUGGGAGUAUGAGGAGAAGAUUUGAUCCCAAAACAGUGAGCUAAAUUCAUGAUUGAAAAAGGUUGUCAUGGAAAAUAUGAAGACCAAGUUACAUGGCUUUGCUGUAGUAUAAUGAAGAUUAAAGAUUGUGUCUGUCUGUUUAUUUUAUAAAUUCUGUUCGUUUACACUGUCUUGCUUUGGAGCUGCAACUAGUUUCUCCUCUCCUCACUUUCACGAGUGUUUCACCCAAAGUUUUAAUUCAAUUUAGUUUUCUGUGGUUGAAAUUUGAACUUGAUUCAUGCAUAUUGGCCAAAAAAAAUCAGUUUUCUUGAAGAAUAACGAAAUAGUAUGAAUCUCUCUG
Messenger RNA from Durio zibethinus, 1075 nucleotides. Its product is annotated as germin-like protein subfamily 3 member 2. Gene Ontology annotation, molecular function: manganese ion binding. The record is from RefSeq and is a predicted model, not a curated record. Lineage: Eukaryota; Viridiplantae; Streptophyta; Magnoliopsida; Malvales; Malvaceae.